Molecule: messenger RNA, 1553 nt
Organism: Phycodurus eques (leafy seadragon)
Lineage: Eukaryota; Metazoa; Chordata; Actinopteri; Syngnathiformes; Syngnathidae
Product: basic helix-loop-helix transcription factor scleraxis-like
Exons: 3
Coding region: 417-1061 (214 amino acids)
Biological process (GO): regulation of transcription by RNA polymerase II; developmental process
Molecular function (GO): protein dimerization activity; DNA-binding transcription factor activity, RNA polymerase II-specific; RNA polymerase II transcription regulatory region sequence-specific DNA binding
Source: RefSeq, a predicted model, not a curated record
GAGCACAGCAGCAAAGAGAGAGAGAAACAAACUGCUGCCAUAGGCGGUGAGUCAUUUUUGUAGUGGGGACUGAAGCAGCCAAACUGAGCCAAAUUGACUUCAAGUUUGCUUGAAGCAAAUCAACAACACACGAGUGGAGACUUCAGCAUGCCAUUAGAACUCAACUUUCUUCCAGAGGAUUUAAGAGUGAUUCUUGGGAUGUGAAGAGAAGAAGAGGAUCCUGGAACCUGCAGCCACCUGUUGCAGUGCACUUUUAGCAUCAAUCGGCAGCCACGCCGCUGUUGCAAGGCACAAGUUAAAAAAACUAAAUCAUUUAGCUCAUUACUCGCCUGGUUGACCACACUUAGCCAGUUAGCUGUCUCUUUCCUUUAACUAACCCGUCAAAGAGAAACUUUCAGGGAUUGACAGCAUUAAAGAUGACUUUCGCAAUGCUGCGCACGGCGUCUCCCGCGGGCCGCUUCUUGUACGGCGACAUUGCUCUCCUCUCCGAAGAUGAUGAUGAGAAUGGCAGCGAAGGCUCAGGCUCAGAGGAGCACUCCACCAAUUCUGCGGCCUUCCGCCUGUCCUCCUCGUCCCCGUCUGCCUUUCACAUCAAGAUGAGCAGGAAGAGAAAGCUGUGCAUGGGAGCAGCAGGUACGGCAGCGGUCGAGGCCGUCCUAGGGAGGCUGGGAGCCCCGGGCUCAUCUGGCCCCCCUGAAAUUCGUCAGAGGACGGCGGCCAAUGCUCGCGAGCGGGAUCGAACCAAUUCUGUCAACACCGCAUUCACCGCGCUACGGACACUCAUCCCCACUGAGCCUGCCGACAGGAAACUGUCAAAGAUCGAGACGCUUCGCUUGGCCAGCAGCUACAUCAGUCAUCUGGGGAACGUUUUGCUCCUGGGUGAGGGGCUGCAUGACGGACAGCCCUGCCACGCCCCAUCGCCGCCGUUCUUUCACGUCAACUCCUCCCCGAAUCGAGGAUCUGACCAAUCAGGCCAGCCCAAGCACAUCUGUACGUUCUGCCUCAGCAACCAGAGAAAAAUGAACAAAGACAGAGACAGGAAGACGGCCAUCCGAAGUUAACAACCGAAUGGAGAAAAGGCCGCCACACAGCCGACGCUCUCAGUGAUUUAUUGUUUUUGAAUACAGUAGCUUGAAGACUCAUUAGAUGUGCGAUACAUUUCUGAGACUUAUCUUCAAGUACUACAGCACUUCUUAUCAGACUUUCAACAACUUUUCAAAAGCAUGUCCUUGUAUAACUUUUUCUACAGUGCUCUUAAGAGAACUUUUUGAGUGUUUUCACUUUGGAAAAAAAAGCAUUUCAAGACUCUCUGUGACAUGCAUUUACUGUAGAAGCCAUGAAGACCUUUUAGUUGUGGGACUUUAUUACUGUAGUCACAGAGUGUAAAGAGCACUUGGCACAUGAUCACAAAAACACAAAAACCUAUGAAAGACAAAUUUGUAUUCAUCAAAAGCUGUGUAAACUGUAAUAUAAAUGUAUAUUUAUGUGACAUAACAUUAUAUAUGAAACUAUGUUAUUUAACAGGCAUAUCAGUUUCUUGAAAAUUAACUAAG